AUGGCCAGAUACAUCACCAAAAAGAACAGGUGCUCCAGAGGACAUCGAAACCCAAACUCCAGAAAGAAGACAUGUUCCAGCACUGAAUGUGGCCGCAGAAAUUACUCACUCUAUGUAAACAGGGUCCUAAAGGAAGUGGUCCCCCAGAGUGGCAUAUCCUCUCGCACCCUGGACAUCAUGAACACCGUGAUCAACGACAUCUUUGAGCGCAUUUCCAUGGAAGCCAGCAACCUGAUGUAUUUCAGAAACCGUUGCACCCUCACCCCUGAAGAUGUCCAGAAGGCAGUGUAUUUGCUGUUGCCUCGGAAACUAGCUAAGCAUGCAGUGGCUUUUGGAAGUGAUGCUGUCCACAGAUAUGUCCACUCCUAA
Messenger RNA from Phacochoerus africanus (Common warthog), 369 nucleotides. RefSeq names its product histone H2B subacrosomal variant-like. Gene Ontology annotation, biological process: nucleosome assembly. NCBI's taxonomy places the organism in Eukaryota, Metazoa, Chordata, Mammalia, Artiodactyla, Suidae. Gene Ontology annotation, cellular component: nucleosome. The coding region runs from base 1 to 369 and encodes 122 amino acids. The record is from RefSeq and is a predicted model, not a curated record. Gene Ontology annotation, molecular function: protein heterodimerization activity; DNA binding; structural constituent of chromatin. The transcript has a single exon.